AUGAAGACCAAUGACGGUUUUGUACCCAUCACCGCCAUCUUCUACGCCGUUUUUCAUCCUAUUCAGGGUACUAAGAUAGUACAUCAAGUACCUGAAGAUGCGAUUGGAGGACUGACAGAAAUAGAGCAAGAUAAAGAUGUUCUUUUUAACUUUGACACGGUCAAGAACUAUAUUAUUCCGAAACCUCAUCUCUGCAACAGACUUGUGUCUUUCAAAAUCAAGGAACAUAAGGUGGUUGGCUUCCCCGUCAAUAUUGAAGGAAGCCGGUACGCGCGAAAUUCAUUUAAUUUCAAUUUUGGGUUUGUCUUUCCAUAUAGCGCCAACACCAUGCCCUAUGAGGCUGCCAUUGCUCGAAUGGGUAAGAUGUUCCAGGCACUAGAAGAACAAAGCAAUCUCUUGAGUCGACUCGACAAGGAGCAAAUCUUUUUUAGUGGUGAACAUGAAAAUUUGGCCCUGGGUUCUGCGAUUGAAUAUACUCCAGGACAUGAACGCAUUCAAAAGAUACUGAUGCUGUCUAUUGAGUCACUUAUUCAUCAGGUCUAUCAGGAUCUAAACAACUACUCGGAAUGUUGUAUACCAAUCGAUUCGGCCACCAGUGUCGAUAUCAAGCUCUUUCCUGUUCUCCCGCCACCAGUGGACUUGCAUGCAUAUCAGGUACCAGUUCUGACAGUCAAGUUGCAUCUGUUUGUUGACGUAGCGUGUGAUCCUACCAUGAUCCGGAUUUUGCCCUAUAUUAACGGCGUCAACUCUGUGCGCCGCAUCAGUGAACUAGCAGAUGCAGAUUACUCACUAACAAAACAAUGUAUUCAACACUUGAUGCAUUACCAAUGUAUUAUCUUGGUAGACAUCUUCCAGUUCAGCAACAUUUACGCGCCCACUAAUAGAAUCGGUGAGUUUCUCCGAGCAAAGGGAAUGGCUGAGGACUGUCAGGCGUAUGUUGUUUCUGCAAACUCGCUGGCCGACUUCAACUCCCUUUUACUCUCUUCCCUGACACCCCAAUCAGCAGCAACCCCAGUUCAUGACGCACCGUCCGGACUGGCAGCACUGCACUCGCGCGAUAAUCUUUAUAAGUCCAAUCCGAUUUCUAACAGCACGUCGGCACAGACACCUGCGUCCUCAAGUCCAUACUUGAGAAGCGCUAUAGGAAGUGCUGGAGGUGGCAGAGGUCGAUUAGAGAUUAAAAUACCUUCUAAAGCAUCUCUUUUUUUUCUCUUUAGACUGCUUAGUCAAGGUCAGACGCUUAAAGAAUGGUACAUCCAGCAUCAGAAACAGCUCCAAAAUAUCGAUAUCCGUCGAUUCAUAAAUUUUGGAGUAAUCCGGGGCAUUAUUUAUCGCGUGCAUACAUACCCGAUUCUCGAGAGUACAACACGUUCUUUAGAGAAUCAUGAGCCCGCAAAAAAUGAUGUCAAUCGCUUGAUAGCUCACCUUGAGCGGGGACUUCGGAGAAGCAAAGAUCAAAGCGAGAAUAGUGGCGCAAUCAAAACAAUUUUAAUCGAUAAUGGAGAUGGGACAGGUGUCAAGGAGAAACGUACUGUGAGUUUCAACUAUCAUGUGGGCACUUCACGGAGAGCCAGCGAUCUAAUUAGUGAGUCAUCUUUGCGAACGGAAAAUGUCGAUCUGGAUGUGUUCGAGAGUGAAUCUGACGAAUCAGAUACUGGAGAACAUUUUAAUACUGGGCGUGGGAUCGUGUUGAGCGGUCCCAAGGGCGAGAAACUCACGGAGAGUGAACAGUUGGAAGACUUAGAGGAUCUUCGGAAAUUGGCAGAACUAUUGAAGAAUUUUCAGCAUUUUGAUUCUAUAUGCACAGAGCUUCAGAAACCUAGGGGAGAUGUUGAGCGCCUUUUGGACCGAAUGGGUGAGUACUCAAUCAUCAAUGCAUGA
Messenger RNA from Australozyma saopauloensis, 1881 nucleotides. RefSeq names its product nitrogen permease regulating protein (gene NPR2). Gene Ontology annotation, molecular function: GTPase activator activity. The coding region runs from base 1 to 1881 and encodes 626 amino acids. The record is from RefSeq and is a predicted model, not a curated record. Lineage: Eukaryota; Fungi; Ascomycota; Pichiomycetes; Serinales; Metschnikowiaceae. The transcript has a single exon. Gene Ontology annotation, cellular component: GATOR1 complex; vacuolar membrane. Gene Ontology annotation, biological process: negative regulation of TORC1 signaling; positive regulation of autophagy.